GGGGAGAGGCGGAAAGGGCUUGUGUUUUAUAAGAGCCAUGAUCAAAACUUGAAUGAUCAGAACUUUGCUCUUUGCAAUAGUAAGACUGUCUUGUUGCUUUGACAACUUCUCAAGCAAGCAGCAAAAUUAUUUUCUGUGUGUGAUUCAGAUCGUCUAGGUUUGUGCUGAGAGAUACUAAACUCAACAAUUGAAAACAAAGCCAGAAGAUGAGAUUCAGCCUUGUGUUAGCUGCUCUCCUUUGCUUCGUCACAUGGAUGAGCGCCGUCCAUGCAACCCAUGCACCGGUGGCCAGCUGUUGUCUCGGGCGGUCUGACACAAAAGUCCAUCCUAAAAAUAUUCUGGAUUACUACUAUCAGGAUGAAGGAGCCUGUAAAAUCACAGCCAUAGUGUUUCUGACAAAGGGUGGAUCCAGGAUUUGCUCCGACCCUAACAGUAAAUGGGCAAAAAGAGUCAUUCUGAAGGUGGACGAAAAAAAGGCAUUGCAAGAGAUGGGACAGGUUGAAGAAGGAUCACCAAGCAACACCACACCAACAGUGUCCCUGCCAUUAACAAACGCACCACAGCAGAAACGCAGAAAUGGAAAGGGAGGGAGAAGGGGCCAGAAUAAAUGUGUGUGAGGAAUCACACGACAAAGUCAGAAAAACAUCACUCUUUCCAAAUGGACUUUUCUUGCUUUAUUCUAUGAGGAGUAAACAACCAUGAAACAAAAAUAGACCUUUAUAUAUUGUUGUAUCUGUGAUUAAAAAUGUAAUGUAUAUUUAAAUAUAUUUUGAUCUUGUUUUCAUAAAUGUGUGUAUGUCAAAAGAGCAUAAAGUUUGACCUUUUCCAGCUGUUUGCCAAUAAAUUCUUC
Anoplopoma fimbria (sablefish) is the source of this 850-nucleotide messenger RNA. Its product is annotated as C-C motif chemokine 3-like. Gene Ontology annotation, molecular function: CCR chemokine receptor binding; chemokine activity. NCBI's taxonomy places the organism in Eukaryota, Metazoa, Chordata, Actinopteri, Perciformes, Anoplopomatidae. Bases 207 to 617 code for a protein of 136 amino acids. Gene Ontology annotation, biological process: positive regulation of ERK1 and ERK2 cascade; cellular response to interleukin-1; cellular response to tumor necrosis factor. Gene Ontology annotation, cellular component: extracellular region. The transcript is spliced from 3 exons. The record is from RefSeq and is a predicted model, not a curated record.